AUGGGUUCUGAGGAUGAUGAAAGAGCACUUUUGGAAGCUAAUAUUUUUCAGAAUGAAGGCAGUGGCCUCUACGCCGGAGAUGGUUCAGUUGACUCAAAGGGGAAGCCUGCUCUCAAAAAUGAUACUGGACAGUGGAAAGCAUGUUCCUUCAUUCUUGGUACCUUUUUCUGCGAACGCUUGGCCUUCUAUGGGAUUUCUACCAAUCUUGUCAACUAUUUCAUCGAGAAACUACACGAAAAAACUGUUGUUGCUUCAACAAAUAUUACUAAUUGGAAAGGAACUUGCUAUAUUACACCCCUCAUUGGGGCCAUCUUAGCUGAUACUUAUUGGGGAAGAUAUUGGACAAUUGCUGGUUUCACCACAGUCUACUUAAUUGGAAUGUGUACACUGACUCUCUCAGCAUCCGUCUCAGCACUGAAGCCUGCUGAAUGUGUUGGUUCUGUAUGUCCUUCAGCUACUACUGCACAAUAUGCAGUGUUCCUCACUGGACUAUAUCUGAUUGCAUUAGGGACCGGCGGGAUCAAACCUUGUAUAUGGCCUUUUGGGGCGGACCAGUUUGAUGAUACCGAUCACAAGGAAAGGGUGAAGAAGGGAUCCUAUUUCAACUGGUUUUACUUUUCUCAAAACAUUGGUGCUAUUAUAGCAAGCAGUGUACUGGUGUGGAUUCAGGACAAUGUUGGUUGGGGAAUUGGAUUUGGAAUUCCUACAGCGCUUAUGGGUGUUUGUAUUGCAAGUUUAUUGAUAGGCACACCUCUAUAUCGAUUUCAGAAACCAGGCGGAAGCCCUCUAACAAGAAUAUGCCAAGUUUUGGUUGCAUCAUUCCGCAAAAGGAAUCUAAAGGUGCUUGAGGACAACAGUCUCCUUCAUGAAACACAAGACAGAAGCUCUGCCAUUGAAGGGAGUCGUAAACUGGAGCACAGCAAUGAGCUAAGGUGCCUUGAUAAAGCUGCCGUGAUAUCAAAUGCUGACAUUGAACAUGGGGACUUGUGUAAUCCAUGGAGGCUUUGUACCGUUACACAGGUGGAGGAACUGAAGAUUUUGAUCCGCAUGUUUCCAAUAUGGGCAACAGGAAUUGUGUUUUCUGCUGUGUUUGCCCAAAUGUCCACACUAUUUGUGGUACAAGGGAAGCUGAUGAAAAGAACUCUGGGUUCUGUCACCAUUCCUGCAGCAUCUCUUUCAUUUUUUGAUUUCAUAAGUGUUAUUAUCUGGGUCCCCAUCUACGAUAGCAUAAUCAUCCCAGUCGUUAAAAAGUUUACAAGCAAGGAGGGGGGCUUCUCGCAGUUGCAACGGAUGGGAAUUGGGUUGUUUGUAUCGAUUCUAUGUAUGGCAGCUGCUGCAUUGGUAGAGAUUAAGCGAUUGCAGCUUGUCACGGAGCUUGGAUUGGAAGACGAAAAGGUUGCUGUACCGCUUAGUAUACUUUGGCAAAUUCCCCAGUACUUCUUGUUGGGCGCUGCGGAAGUUUUUACGUUCAUUGGACAGCAUGAGUUCUACUAUGAGCAAGCUCCAGAUGCCAUGAGGAGUUUGUGCAGUGCGUUGUCUCUUCUCACAAAUUCACUGGGGAAUUACCUCAGCUCUCUCAUUCUGACAAUUGUAACUUACAUCACAACAAAGGGUGGGAAGGCUGGAUGGAUUCCAGAUAACUUGAAUGAAGGCCAUCUUGAUUAUUUCUACUGGCUUUUAGCUGGACUCAGCUUCUUAAAUUUGGUGGUGUACAUGGUCUUUUCCAGAAACUACAAAGAGAAGAAGGCUGCUGCUGCUUAA
Messenger RNA from Prunus armeniaca (apricot), 1761 nucleotides. NCBI's taxonomy places the organism in Eukaryota, Viridiplantae, Streptophyta, Magnoliopsida, Rosales, Rosaceae. The record is from the annotation of a GenBank genome assembly.